CUUCCUGCUUGUAGCAACAACAAAAAAAACGACUUCCUGCUUGUGGCUGCUGCUAUCUUUUGUCGCUCGUUCGCUUCGUUAGCUCGCCAUGCCUGCUGCAAAGUGACCGAAAUGGAGUCGCGCUUGUCGGACACGGAGGGCGAGGAGCGGCAGCACGAACCUCUUCUUCCACGCGGACGCAAGGAUAAGAGCCAGCGGGCUCCAGCAUGCUGCUCGGCGCGCUACGGCCUGGCCCUGCUGUCCUCGUUCGGCUUCUUCGUGGUCUACGCCCUACGGGUCAACCUCAGCGUGGCCAUGGUGGACAUGCUCAACACCACCCAGCGGGCCCACCGCAACCACAGCAGCUCCGUGUGUCCCGCCCACGCCAGCCCCGCCCGGCCCAAACGCAACCACACCGCCAGCGUGUACGACUGGGACUUUGAGACGCAAGGCUGGAUCCUGGGCUCCUUCUUCUACGGUUACAUCCUCACGCAGAUCCCCGGGGGUUACCUGUCGGGCCGCUCGGGGCCCAAGUGGCUGAUGGGUUUGGGCAUCCUGGGGACGGUGGCCUUCACGCUGCUCACCCCCGUGGCGGCCGACCUGGGCGCCAGCUACCUCAUCGCCGUCAGGGUGCUGGAAGGCGUCGGGGAGGGCGUGACGUUCCCCGCUAUGUACAACAUGUGGGCAGCGUGGGCGCCGCCUUUGGAGAGGAGCCGUCUUCUCACCAUCUCCUACAUUGGAGCCCAGAUCGGGACGGUGGUGUCGCUUCCGCUGUCGGGUGAAAUCUGUUUCUACCUGGACUGGACCUACGUCUUCUACAUCUUUGGUGCAGUGGGCCUGUUGUGGUUCGUGCUGUGGGCCUUUCUGGCCUUCGACAGUCCGAACAGUCACCCGUGGAUCUCGGAACGGGAGAGAGUCUACAUCGUGGGCUCGCUGAAGAACGAGCUGUCUCCAUCGGGCGGACACAUCCCGUGGCGAGCCAUCGUGACGUCGCGCCCGCUGCUGGCCAUCGUGGUGGCCCACUUCUCGUACAACUGGACCUUUUACACCCUCCUCACCCUGCUGCCCACCUACAUGAAUGACAUACUGGGCUUCAGCAUACAGCAGAAUGGCUUUCUGUCGGCUCUCCCUUACCUGGGCUGCGCUCUGUUCGCCAUGAUGAGCGGUCAGCUGGCCGACUACCUGCGGGAAAGGCGCCGCUACUCCACCGUCACGGUCCGGAAGUCCUUCUCCGUCGUGGGUAUGAUCGGACCGGCCGUGUUCCUGGUGGCGGCCGGUUACACGGGAUGCAACUACACCUUGGCGUUGACUUUCCUCACUCUCUCGUCCUCGCUGGGCGGAGUGUCGGCGUCCGGCUUCAAUAUCAACCACUUGGACAUCGCUCCCUCGUACGCGGGCAUCCUGCUGGGCAUCACCAACACCUUCGCCACCAUUCCUGGCAUGGUGGGACCAGUCAUUGCAAGAAGCCUCACUGCAAAUAACACCAUUGAAGAAUGGCAGACGGUCUUCUACAUCGCAGCCGCCAUCAACCUGUUUGGCGCCACCUUCUACAGCAUCUUCGGUCGAGGCAGCGUGCAGCCCUGGGCCGUCCACGCCGACUCCUACUCCCGCCAAGACUAAGACCAAAGUCCACUUUGCGUGAGCCGCCAGCCCUUCACGCAGAGUACAUACUUACCCUUUCACGUAGAGCCAGAAUUUACUCUCCUACAGUGAAGCCGUUUAUCGGGGGGGGGGGGGGGAAUACGUUCCAGACCCACCCGCAGCAGGUGAACAUCUGCAACAAAGAGGAACCAUAUAAAAAAAAUUGAUAUAGUUUUUGUCCUCCCAUAUAACGUGAAACUAAAUAUAUCUUAACCACAGAGAAUAGUGUUGUUAAGAACCCUGUGCGCUCACGGGGUGCAAGCGUAGCUAGCUAGCUAACCGUUGAUGCGGCUGAAGGCGCUCAAGUUCGUAUAUAGCAGGGGAGAUGGGACUGGGUGCCCUUUUUUAGCCAUGGUCCUACACCCCCCCAGCCCCUCCCCAAAAAAUAUCAGGAAAACUGAAAAGGUGAAAAACAAUUGAAGGCUUUAUCUGGACAAUUGAGUACUACGUCGUUCUGUCUUUGCACAUAGUCAGCAAUUACCUUUAAAUAUUUUUUACGUACUUACAAAGAAAUCUCAGAAUUCACUUUACAGGGUUAUUAAAACACACUUAAAGCAUUCCGAGGCGGCUGUUGUCAUUCUCACUGUCAAGAAAUGGGAGACUAUCUUAUAACAUCACUUUGGGGAAAAGAAGACUCUUGUUCACACAGUUCUCUAAAUAAGAGGCACAGUGUGCUUGCUUGUAUGCGUCAUUUACAGGUGCAUUGAGAAUCAGUAUAUACUUGAAUCACAAAAUGUUCAACCGAACCAUGUCAUUCUGUAAUAAAAUUUGCUUCACGCUAUCAUAUAACGUGAAACACCGUAGAAAGGGUAACUAAAAUUAGCAUCAAUGUUAAAGUAAUUAUAACCCUUCAAACAAUUGCUACUUUAACACACUGGGUAUUAAAUGUGCACAACAUUAAAUUCAGAUGUGCCUGAUUAAUGUAAAAAUCCAUUUAAAAAGGGAGCACUUAGAAAUCCGCAAUAUGCCAGUGGCGCGAAUGUUUAAGUGCAAUAUAGCGAGGGUUCGCUGUACUGCUGGGAAUUUGUUUAGUUUGUCAACGCUCCAUUGGGUGUCGGUACCUUUCCCACAACGAUACGGGUAAUAGCUGGCUUUUGACGAGCUGCAAGGAAGGGACUGGUCACCUCCAGGAUAAUCGUUUCUAGAGCAGGGUCUGAAACGUACGGUCGAAGGGUCCAAAUGGGUCACUCGUUAUUGGGUCGCCGAUUGUCACGUUGUUUUGUUAGCCCCUUUCGCAACAGUAUUGUUGUCGUCGUAUCAUCUUGUGCCUUUCGCACAGACACCUCGGAUUAUUGUGUGUUUUGCAUUUUUUUUCCACCCUUAUUGGUAAAAUGUGACAAAUUGUACUGUUUCCUGCUCCAAAGGACCCUCUUAAUUUUUAUUUCAAAAAGCGGACACUAAGCUGCGACUCUUUAGUGUUUUACAAUUCUGAAGUGGUAUUAAAAGGGAUCACGUCGUUACUGUUUAAUCUAAUGUGUGCAGUUGUUUUUUUUUUUUUUGAGGACACAAAAGACGCAGAAGCUAACUUUUCUUAAAAUACUUUCAGCGAUUUGUUUUUUUUUCCCCCGUGACAGGAAAGUCCACUUUGCACAUUUCCAGAUGUCACUUCUCAGUUCUCACACUUGUGCCUUAAUGAAGCUUUUGAAAUCGGUUGCUUCACGCCGGAUGGCAUUUAAAAACAAUAAAAAAAAAAAAAAUCAUAUUUCUUUAAAUGACAAUUAAUGUCUUAAUGUAUGAAAAAUGUGAUGACUGUAAAGCAGGGCUGUGCAAAUGUUUGUAUUCUUCACCCUUCAUUUAUUGGAACCUGCUAAAACCAGUCCAAUAUCCUUUGAACACACCUGUUUGUAAACUUGUGUUUAAGAGGUGUAAAAAUCAUCAUUGUGUGUGAUAAAUAUUUAAUCAUCAGAGAA
Phyllopteryx taeniolatus (common seadragon) is the source of this 3530-nucleotide messenger RNA. It is a transcript of the gene slc17a5, whose product is annotated as solute carrier family 17 member 5. Gene Ontology annotation, molecular function: transmembrane transporter activity. The record is from RefSeq and is a predicted model, not a curated record. NCBI's taxonomy places the organism in Eukaryota, Metazoa, Chordata, Actinopteri, Syngnathiformes, Syngnathidae. The transcript is spliced from 10 exons. The coding region runs from base 112 to 1599 and encodes 495 amino acids. Gene Ontology annotation, biological process: monoatomic anion transport; transmembrane transport.